UAUGCAGUUCGACUCCAUCACCACACGACACCGUUUUAUAAAUUCUCCAUAAACCCUAAUAAACCCCUUCGUUCUCUUUCUUCUUCUUCUUCUUCAAUAAUAACUGUAGCAACCGCCAUAUUCAAAACCACGACGAGAGAUAGCAGUGUAACAAUGUCGGAAUCAGACGAUUCGAUGUCUGAAAUUGACGCACAAGAACAGAAUCACAGCAAUGGAGUCGGAGGUGGAAUUCCCGAUUACAUAAUGAACUUAGAUAACAUUCCGGCGAAGCUUCCUACACAUCUUGAACUUCACAAAACUCGCGUCAUUUGUAACAUCGAUGCUCCUCAACAUACAGAUCCCAUAAAUUAUUCUGGUGCUUAUGCAGCCUUGGGAGUUGAUAACAGUGUACGGUUGGAUAAUUUCUGUCAAAAUUUCAAGGUUGAAGUGAAGCGGUUUACGGAUGAGGAUAUUGAGUUUGACAUGAUUGGUAUUGAUCCGGCCAUUGCCAAUGCUUUUCGAAGAAUUCUCAUAGCAGAGGUUCCAACAAUGGCUAUUGAAAGAGUAUAUAUUGCGAACAAUACAUCACUUAUACAAGACGAAGUUCUUGCCCAUAGAUUGGGUCUCAUUCCAAUCAAUGCUGACCCCAAGCUAUUUGAAUAUCCAGACAAUGCGGGAGGUGAAAAUAACGAAAAGAACACCAUCGUCUUCAAAUUACACGUUCAUUGUGUAAAGGGUCAACCUCGUAUUACCGUGAAAUCAGAUGCACUGAAGUGGUUGCCUAACGGGAGUGAGCUUAUUGCUGAUGAUACAAAACCAAAUGCUGAAUCAAAACCUAAAACAUUUACAUCUUUUAGGGACAAUCAUGACUCAAAAAAAAAAUUCGCCAAAAAUCCACCUGCUCCUAAAAAUUUGGAUAUUAUAUUAGCUAAACUUGGACCUGGUCAGGAAAUUGAACUUGAAGCUCAUGCUGUUAAAGGCAUUGGUAAGACACAUGCAAAAUGGUCUCCGGUUGCUACUGCUUGGUAUCGCAUGCUUCCCGAGGUUGUACUCAUGGAAGAUGUUGUGGAUGAGAUGGCUGAAGAACUAGUAAGUAAAUGUCCAGCUAAAGUCUUUGAUAUUGAAGAUAUUGGAGAAGGUAGAAGAAGGGCUCGUGUAGUCAAUGCACGAGCAUGCACUUUGUGUAGGGAAUGCAUCAGAGAGAAAGAAUCGGAGGAUGGGGCUGAUAAGAAAGAGAAAGAAUCGGAGGAUGGAGCUGAUAAAGCGAUUGUAAUUAAGAAGAAAGAAUGGGAGGAUCUUAUAUCACUUCGCCGUGUUAAAGAUCAUUUCAUUUUUACCAUUGAAUCAACUGGAGCAAUAUCCCCUGAUGUUCUAUUUACUGAAGCUGUGAAGAUUCUGGAAGAUAAGUGUGAACGAGUGAUUACCGAGCUUUCUUGAUUCUUCGUCUUUGCUAUGUCCUAAAUUGAAUGAAAAGGACAAUUUUUGUACAUGAUCAGUUCAAUUAUUGUCAUUUUAUUUUAAUUUUUGUGGACAAAUAUAUAACUUAUGAUAUGGAAGCUCAUAGUUUGGAUGUGCAUGUGACAUGUCUGCAUUGACAUGAUCUCUGUUUUGUUUGUACUGUCCAAAUCAUGGUAACUUAACAUAAUUUUAUGAAAGGAGAAUGAAUGCAUUGAAUGAUCCCAA
Molecule: messenger RNA, 1662 nt
Organism: Trifolium pratense (red clover)
Lineage: Eukaryota; Viridiplantae; Streptophyta; Magnoliopsida; Fabales; Fabaceae
Product: DNA-directed RNA polymerases I and III subunit RPAC1-like
Exons: 9
Coding region: 154-1416 (420 amino acids)
Biological process (GO): DNA-templated transcription
Cellular component (GO): RNA polymerase III complex; RNA polymerase I complex
Molecular function (GO): protein dimerization activity; DNA binding
Source: RefSeq, a predicted model, not a curated record